This is a messenger RNA of Medioppia subpectinata, 4143 nucleotides long. Lineage: Eukaryota; Metazoa; Arthropoda; Arachnida; Sarcoptiformes; Oppiidae. The record is from the annotation of a GenBank genome assembly.
UCGGCGGGCAAUGCUGUGGUCGAGCAGUUCACCACACGGCUCGACCUGACGGGCAAAAUACUGGCCAUCGACACGUCGGGCGUGUCGUCGACGUACAGCCAGUACCUGAACAAGGACCUGGUGGGCAAGACUGUGCUCGAGUUGUGCCACCCGAACGACUUUCACAAAGUGGAACAGCACCUGAAGGAGGCGCUGUCCACCAAGACUAACGUCAUAUCCAACAUCUACCGGCUGAUGGUGGCCACCGAUAAGUACGUUCACGUGCAGACUAAGUACAAAGCGUUCAACGGCGCACCGCCCGGCGUCACCGGCAUCGGCGGUCACCCGACAGGCGUGGGCUCCGGCAGUGGUCCGGAGGCCACGAACUUCAUAAUGGCUAUCCAUUCCAUAAUCAGGGACUCCGAGAACAGUUGUUCGUCGGAGCCGUCGUCGUCGAGGGGCGGCACUCCGUCGCCCAUCACGACCGUCGCCGCCAACGCGGCCAACAGCUGGUCCGGUAAUCCCACAUUUGCCAGCACUAUAGCCAAUAGCGUCGGCAGUGGUGGCGGUACUGGCGGUCAGUUGAUUAUGACCAGCGGUGCCGGCGGUGUCAACAACAACCUGAUUACGUCUAAUUUGCUCACCAGUGGCUCAACGAUGGCCAGCACUCAGCCCAUGACAGUGGGACCCGUUAUCUACGCCAACACCCAAACCGGUAUGAUAUCGACGCAGCCAUUCCCGCCCUUCCCGGCGCUGUCACUGUCGCCGUCGGCGGUGUCCGACUUCACGCUGAAUGACUGUUUGGGUGGUAUCGGCGACAUGUAUUCGUACGACAUGUACGACACCAACAGUCAAGAGUCGCAACAACAACAACAGCACCAGACGUCGGCCAACACAUCCACUGUCCAGUCGAUGACAAUGCAGUCGAUGGCGCCGACCUCCUCAUCAGCCAUGUCCUCCUCAUCCGUCUACACGACAGUGACCACAGCGCCGGCCAAUACGAUGGCUUCGGCCGGCGGUCGGCACCAGACGACGAAUCUGUUAACUCAGGGCUCGUCGUACUUACCGGACGACGGAGUGGCCGACAGCGGAGGCGGUGGUGUCCGACCGCCAGUGAGUGCGGUGUCGAUGAUGAGCAUCAAGAAAGAGCCGGGCCUUCAAAAUGACUUUAUUCUGCGGGAACUGCUCGAAGAGGACGAAGACAUACCGCCUGUGGUUAGCGUCGGCGGGUGUAUGUCGUCGGUGAACGACCCGACUAUGUGUGGCGGCCCGCUCUCAGUGGGUCCGCAGCCGCACACUCCGGCCUACAGCGAGUCGUCGUGUCCGGGAAGUGUUGGCAGUGAUAGCAAAAAGGUGGCCAACAAUAACAAUAUGCUGCGAAUGCUGCUCAACGACGACGAGGUCGGCAAACGCACCGACAGUCGCAAGAGUCACGAGAUUGUGGAACACUAUUUGCUCAAAGAUAAUAACCCCGGAGUCGGACCCGCUGGUGGUGAUCAUACGCGCGACACGAUGUUGUCCAGUCUGAUGGCCCAGCAGUUCAAACGGGAACCGAUCGACUCGACGCUUAUAAUUCUUGUGGUGAGAGAAGAAAGGGUUGAUAAGAGUUUUAUAAUUAAAACCGUUCGCCAAACCCAUUCCCCUCCCGCCCCACACCUCCUAUUCAACUCUACGUGUUCGGCGCCGUCAUCGUCAUCGGGUCUGCCCACGAGUCUCAGCGAAGUGAUGGCCACAACUCUGGCCAACAAACGCAAGUCGAUCGACGACACGGCCACCCAUUACGAGCCCCAAACGCAGGACUUGAAACGGCCCGCCUCUGCGGUGGCCACCGGCGCAGUGGGUGUGCCGAUCGGUGCGGCGCACGGCGGCCAUAGUCAUCAGCCGGCGCUGUUGGCCGGUCAGAACCCGAUGCUGGCGUCGAUGUUGGCCCGAACGCCCACAUCGGUGCCCGAAGAGAUCACAAUACCGCCGUCGAUGAUCUCGCAGACGCCCGACGCCAAACUGCCCCGCAAUCUGGAGAAGAAGCUGAUGAACCCCACGCAGGGGAUGCCCGGUCAGCACCAGCAGCACCCACAGCAACAACAACUACUCCAACAGCAAGUCCUCUCCCAAUCCUCUGGUCAAGUGUCACAAUCGGGCGGUCAAGUGAUCUUCGCAUCUGUGCCCCAAUCGCCUCAGACAUCAUCCCAACAGCCAAUGAUUGUGCCCAUUGUGACGAACGUCACGCAACUCAGACCUCAACAACAGGUGAUCGAGCCGUCCACGCCGUCGUCGGCUACCGGUGUGCCCAAUACGCCGACAACGCCGCAGCCGCCCAUCGAUCUCAACGAGCGGAUGGCCAUAUCGGCCAUCCAGAAGCAGCUGAUGAGCUUCGAGGUGACGACACCCACCACACCGACACUCCAGUCGCCGUUCGCCACUCAAGCCCAACAGCAGGCGCCCAGUUAUCAGCAGAUACCGCCGCCGGCCUACACCGCACCCUCUUAUGUACAGCAAAUGGGAAACACUGGUCAACAGGGUGUGCCCUCACCGCAGGCCAACUUCCAGCUCCAACCACGACCUCAGGGCCCGCGGCUGUCGAAACCGCGUCAGCAAUACCUGCCGCAGAAUAUGCAGCUGAACCCCAAUCUGACACAAGUGGCCGCCGCGCAGAUGAAGGCCCAACAGAUGACACCGCAAAUGCGCCGACAGCUGAGCGACAACCGCAAGACUCUGGCCGAGCAGCAGAAGCAACGACUGCUCGCCCAACAGUCGCUGCAACAGAUGAUACCGCAAACGCAACAAUCGGUGGACGCCAUGAGUUUCCAGGGCUUUCCCGAGAAUAUGAACGAACUGCUCAACAACUCUGUGGCCCCGAACGUGGCCUUAAGUGUUAAGCCCCGCGGAGGCGGCGGCGGUCCGGGCAGUGUUGGCGGCCCCCACACGCCCAACAGCCUGUCCGACGUGUCUCAACUGUCGCCGCGUUACCCGAUGCCGAUGAGCGCCGGCGGCGGCAACGGUGGAGCCGUUCCGUCGCCCUUACCUCAGUCACCGGCGCCCCAACUGAGUCCCGGACCGGCCCAACUGAGGCAACCCUUCUCGCCGGCCACCGGUGCCGGUCAGCAACAGCAACAACAGCCGGGCCAACAGUCAUAUCCUAGUCCCUCGGGUACCGCUACGGCCGGCUAUCCGACCGCUAAUCAGCACAGAAUGUCACCGCACUUUGUCUCCUCGCCAUCGCCGGCACAGGCCGGCGGUCCCAACUCGCCGAUGAUGGUUAUGUCGCCGCAGACCAACUCGUGGGCGCCCCAGUCGGUGGUGCGGCCGCCGCCGCAGAUGCCUCAGAACAGUCAACAGUCCGUCGGCCAGAAUGUCUCACUACAACAGACAAACCCUAUGCUCAAUGCACAGCUUUCAGGUAGCGCUCAGGUCUACGCCAAUACGGGUCCACAACAACAACAACAGCAACGGUUCCCACCGCGGGCUAUGCGGGCGGCGGCGCCACCGCAGCCCCGCAACUCCCGAAGCUCUCCCUAUCCGGACCAGCAGUUCGCGCAACAGUUUGUCGGCCAAGUGGUGGUCCAACAACAGCAGCAACAGGUGCUGGGCGUCCGACAGCCGCCCCAACCCCAGCAGCGUAUGGCCAUCGGGUCGAUACCGGCGCCGAUGCGAGUGAAUUCGCCGCGUUUUGCCGGCGACCAGUCGCUGCCCUCACCGAACCAGUACCCGAACCUACAGCCGCAGCAACAGUCGUACGGCCACUCACCCGACGGUUUCAAUUUUGAUCAGGCGUUUGGCGGUAACGGUAGUCAACCGGCGACACCACAGCCCGGCGGCGGACAACAGCAGAACGACCGCAGCCGUAACAACUCCGGCAUGACCUCCGACUCCGGCAUUAACUCUCCCGUCUCUCAUCUCAACCUCAACAUUGGCCGACCCAACGCUAUGGAUGACUCGAAACCAAGUGAUCAAAAGAAGAGUCUUCUGCAGCAGUUGCUGUCCGAGCCGUCAUAACCCUUACACACACUACGAAGACAUCACAUCCCAUAAUAUUAAUUAUUGAUAUUUAUAUUAUAUAUUUGUUAACGAAAUUGACAUUUAAUUACUGAAUCGAAGCGACGAAACCGUGAAUUUAGUUAUAUUUUGUGUGAAAAAAUAUAUAUCCAUUACUACUACUGCCCGACG